This is a messenger RNA of Hibiscus syriacus, 1635 nucleotides long. RefSeq names its product protein SMG9-like. Gene Ontology annotation, biological process: nuclear-transcribed mRNA catabolic process, nonsense-mediated decay. Bases 133 to 1491 code for a protein of 452 amino acids. NCBI's taxonomy places the organism in Eukaryota, Viridiplantae, Streptophyta, Magnoliopsida, Malvales, Malvaceae. The record is from RefSeq and is a predicted model, not a curated record. The transcript is spliced from 7 exons.
UCCACCCUCACUUUCUCUCCUUUGUGCCGCUCGGAGCAGUACUGAAAGGUGACUCCGGCUAUACCUUUUUCUCUUCGCUAGACUCUUCCCUCUGCUACAACUAAAACGACACAGUUUCCCUUGAGAACAACUAUGGCGGGUUCCACUAGCGGUACCAACCCCUCAUUAAACCCUUCUGCUCCCAAAAUCCUAUUAGCCAAGCCAUCAGUUGGGCCGGUUUCUGGUAAAUUUGGACGCGGAGCCGGUGAAGAUGAAACGGUGCCGCAUAGGGCUCGUCUCCCUCCCGUUGGUUCCCUCAACCUUCUUUCUGAUUCCUGGGAGUUUCACAUUGAUCGAUUUUUGCCUUUUUUGACUGAGAAUACCGAUUUUAAGGUGGUUGGAAUCAUUGGUCCACCAGGCGUAGGCAAGUCAACAAUCAUGAAUGAGCUUUAUGGUUUUGAUGGAAUCUCACCUGGGAUGCUGCCACCUUUUGCCAUACAGUCAGAAGAAACCAGAGCAAUGGCAAGGCAUUGUACUGUAGGUAUUGAACCAAGGAUUUCUGCUGAACGGCUUAUACUACUCGAUACCCAGUCUGUUUUCAGUCCAUCGGUUUUGUCUGAGAUUAUGAGACCUGAUGGCUCAUCCACAGUUUCAGUACUAAGUGGUGAGUCACUGUCUGCUGAGUUGGCACAUGAAAUUAUGAAUAUCCAGCUUGGUGUUCUUCUAGCAUCCAUUUGUCAUAUUUUGCUUGUGGUGUCCGAUGGAGUUCAUGAUAACAGAAUGUGGCACAUGAUGCUGACGGUUGACUUAUUGAAACAUGGCAUUCCCGAUCCAUCUUCUUUAGUUCCUCUCCAUUCACAGAGCUCUACAUCAGGGCCUGACAAAGAGAGCAAAGAUAAAGUUCAUGAGACUGAAGAGUAUAUCGGUACUCCUGUUUUUGUGCAUACAAGGCUACAAAAUCAAGACCUUUCUCCGUCUAAUAUUCUUCAAAUGAAGAAGGCACUUUUACAAUAUUUCAGUUCCUCUUCAUUUAUGAGACGCACAUGUGGGAAAAAGCCCGCUGAUCAACUGGCCAUGAGUCAGAUUAAUGGUAAAGAUAAAGAGUUGCUCAAUUUAUUUGUGAUCCCUUGUAAGAACAACGAUGACUCUACCAGAGCUCAGUGUGAAAGCUAUGUCUACUCGCUAUGGAAGUUACGUGAUCAGGUCUCUUUCUAUGCAUCUUUUUUUCUUCCUGCAACUAUCCGCCUUGGUCCUUCUUUUCUUUCUCCCUCAUUUAAGGGAUUCUGUAAUAUUCUAGCUUUUCGUAAGUCAUUUCUUUAUAUAUAUGUAUAUCAGACUUAUAACAAGUGUUCUUCACAGGUUUUGUCAAUGAGCUGCCCUUCGUUUACAAGGAACGUUUCUGAACGUGACUGGUUAAAAAGUUCUGCCAAGAUAUGGGAAUUGGUGAAGAGCUCUCCUAUCAUUGGUGAGUAUAGCAGAACAUUAUUAAGUUCAGGUAUAUUUCGCAGAUGAUCGUUGUGACGGCAUAUUUACGAUGAUUUUCGUGAUAGAGGCUGGUCUUGCUUUUCUUGCUAUUCUCGACACUGAAAAUACGUUUGUGAUGUCCAAGCUUUCAAAUAUCCUAGCAGUAAAAGGGGUAUAUUUAUGCAUGGAUGG